Jaculus jaculus (lesser Egyptian jerboa) is the source of this 1825-nucleotide messenger RNA. RefSeq names its product abhydrolase domain containing 8 (gene Abhd8). Lineage: Eukaryota; Metazoa; Chordata; Mammalia; Rodentia; Dipodidae. The record is from RefSeq and is a predicted model, not a curated record. The transcript is spliced from 5 exons. Gene Ontology annotation, molecular function: catalytic activity. Bases 197 to 1501 code for a protein of 434 amino acids.
CCCCAUCUGGGAGGGACUUAAAGGGCCGGCGGGUCGGCGAGAUGCCCCUGCGCUGACAGCCCGGGCCCGCGCUUGCCCGUGCUAAUGCGCCGGACCCAGCGCCAACAUGUAAGCAGCGCGGGCAGGAGGACGCUGGCUUCUCGCCCGGGAUCCCUGCGCCCUACCCCAGGGGCCCCUCAAUGAGGUAGGACACAACAUGCUGACUGGGGUGACGGAUGGCUUCCUCUGCUGCCUGCUGGGGACACCCCACAAUGCUGUGCGGCCGCUGGAGAGUGUGGAGUCCAGUGAUGGCUACACCUUUGUGGAGGUGAAGCCUGGCCGGGUGCUGCGAGUGAAGCACGCAGGACCUGCGACAGUCCCCAUGCCCCUCCCCCCCCCACCUCCUCUGGACUCAGAGCAAGGGGAUAGGGCGGGCCUGGUGCGCUGCCAGCGCCGGAUCACCUUGUACCGCAAUGGCAGGCUGGUGGUGGAGAACCUGGGCCGGGCACCCCGCGCUGACCUUCUGCAAGGACAGAACGGCUCAGGGGAGCCACCCGCCGCCCUGGAGGUGGAGCUGGCUGAGCCUGCAGGAGGUGACGGGCGUUCCACCCCUGGCAGCGGGCGGCGUCGGCGACCUCGACGACCCAAGAGGACCAUCCACAUUGACUGUGAGAAGCGCAUCACCAGUUGCAAGGGGGCACAGGCCGACGUGGUCCUUUUCUUCAUCCAUGGUGUAGGUGGCUCACUGGCUAUCUGGAAGGAGCAGCUGGACUUCUUUGUGCGCCUGGGCUAUGAGGUAGUGGCACCUGACCUGGCAGGCCAUGGGGCUAGCUCGGCGCCUCAGGUGGCUGCUGCCUAUACUUUCUAUGCGUUGGCGGAGGACAUGCGAGCCAUCUUCAAGCGCUAUGCAAAGAAGCGAAAUGUGCUCAUUGGGCAUUCAUAUGGUGUCUCCUUCUGUACCUUCCUGGCACAUGAGUACCCAGAUCUUGUGCACAAGGUGAUCAUGAUCAAUGGCGGGGGCCCCACGGCACUGGAGCCCAGCCUCUGCUCGGUCUUCAAUAUGCCCACCUGUGUACUGCACUGCCUAUCACCCUGCCUGGCCUGGAGCUUCCUCAAAGCUGGCUUUGCCCGCCAAGGGGCCAAAGAGAAGCAGCUGCUGAAAGAGGGUAAUGCAUUCAAUGUGUCAUCCUUCGUACUGCGGGCCAUGAUGAGUGGCCAGUACUGGCCUGAGGGUGAUGAAGUCUACCAUGCAGAGCUCACUGUACCAGUCCUGCUUGUCCAUGGUAUGCAUGACAAGUUUGUGCCUGUGGAGGAAGACCAGCGAAUGGCUGAGAUCCUACUCCUUGCCUUCCUGAAGCUCAUUGAAGAAGGAAGCCACAUGGUCAUGCUGGAGUGCCCUGAGGUCGUCAACACCCUGCUGCAUGAGUUUCUACUGUGGGAGCCUGAACCAGAGCCCAGGUUAGAGCCAGAGACCAAGGCUGAAGUGCCACUUGAGCCACAGCCUGCUCCUGCAGACCAGUAAUCACCGGCUGGCCAAGAUCCAGUGAUUGGAGCAUGCCCCCUCCUCUAGCAGGGUGACUUUGUAUAGAGCCCCCUACCCUGCAAUCUCCGCUUGACUUCCCAAAUACCACAGCCCAAGUGGGCCAUCAGCCCUGUUCCAUCCAGAACCAGGAACUCCAUGGGAACCCUGGGCCAGAGGGCUCAUCCUGGGGUCUGACACUCUACCAGCCUCCAUUCUGCACUCCAAGAGCUGUGGCUACCUGGGGGGGGGGGGUGGCAGAGGGGCCAGAGCCAUGGAACCCACACACUGCAAUUUGUAACUGAAUAAACAGAAGUGACAAUCUAA